Messenger RNA from Rhineura floridana, 2187 nucleotides. RefSeq names its product pre-mRNA processing factor 4 (gene PRPF4). The transcript is spliced from 14 exons. Lineage: Eukaryota; Metazoa; Chordata; Lepidosauria; Squamata; Rhineuridae. Gene Ontology annotation, cellular component: U4/U6 x U5 tri-snRNP complex. Bases 144 to 1715 code for a protein of 523 amino acids. Gene Ontology annotation, biological process: mRNA splicing, via spliceosome. The record is from RefSeq and is a predicted model, not a curated record. Gene Ontology annotation, molecular function: U6 snRNA binding; protein binding; U4 snRNA binding.
GUGGCCCAGCCCCCGGCUGCAAAGGAAUGGAAAGACGCCAUUGGCUGUGAAGCUCCUCGGGCCGCCUGAGCGCCGGAAGUGAUUGCGAGGAGCCCGUGUGGUGGCUUCUUUUUCAGGCUGAGGAAGGGCCCGCGGAGAGCGUUAUGGCUGCGUCGCGGGUCGUCGCGGUGAAUAAGGGGACAAAGACAAAGGCUUCAGAUGAGGGGGACGCUCCUCCUGCCAAAAAGGCCCCGAUUUUCUAUGGAAGCCUGGAGGAGAAGGAGCGUGAGCGUCUCCUCAAAGGGGAGUCUGGACUGUUGGGCAAAGAUGCCGUCAAAGCGGCUAUUGAGGCUGGGAACAUCAAUAUCACCAGCGGUGAAGUUUUUGACCUGGACGAGCACAUCAGCGAGCGCCAGGCAGAAGUUCUGGCAGAGUUUGAGCGCCGGAAGCGUGCCCGGCAGAUCAACGUUUCCACAGAUGACUCUGAGGUCAAGGCCUGCUUACGAGCCCUCGGGGAGCCCAUCACACUUUUCGGAGAGGGCCCUGCGGAAAGGAGAGAGAGGCUACGUAAUAUUCUCUCAGUGGUUGGCACAGAUGCACUGAAGAAGACCAAGAAAGAUGAUGAGAAAUCCAAGAAAUCAAAAGAGGAGUAUCAGCAAACCUGGUACCAUGAAGGACCAAAUACCUUGAAGACAGCUCGACUGUGGAUUGCCAACUACUCCCUCCCACGGGCAAUGAAGCGAUUGGAUGAAGCCCGGCUGCUCAAGGAGGUCCCCGAAGCCACGCGGACAUCCCAGAAACAGGAGCUGCACAAAUCUCUGAGGUCUCUGAAUAACUUCUGCAGCCAAAUUGGGGAUGACCGCCCCAUCUCGUACUGCCACUUCAGUCCCAACUCCAAGCUUCUGGCUACAGCCUGCUGGAGCGGCCUCUGCAAGUUGUGGUCGGUACCAGACUGCAAUCUCAUCCACAGUUUGCGAGGGCACAACACCAAUGUUGGCGCGAUCGUCUUCCACCCCAAGGCAACCAUCUCUCUGGACAAGAAGGACGUCAACCUGGCUUCGUGCGCAGCCGACGGGUCCGUCAAACUCUGGAGUCUCGAAAGUGACGAACCGGUGGCCGACAUCGAGGGGCACAUGGUGCGAGUGGCCCGGGUGGCGUGGCAUCCCUCUGGCAGAUUUCUGGGCACCACCUGCUACGACCACUCUUGGCGCUUGUGGGACUUGGAGGCUCAGGAGGAGAUUCUGCACCAGGAGGGGCACAGCAAAGGAGUCUACGACAUUGCCUUCCAUGUCGAUGGCUCCCUUUCUGGCACCGGAGGCCUCGAUGCAUUUGGCCGCGUGUGGGACCUUCGCACGGGGCGUUGCAUCAUGUUUCUGGAGGGUCACCUCAAGGAGAUCUAUGGGAUCAACUUUUCCCCAAAUGGGUACCACAUUGCCACCGGCAGCGGCGACAACACCUGCAAAGUCUGGGACCUCCGCCAGAGGAGGUGCAUCUACACCAUCCCUGCCCACCAGAACCUGGUGACCAGCGUGAAGUUUGAACCAAAUCAUGGCAACUUCUUGCUCACCGGAGCCUAUGAUAACACAGCAAAGGUCUGGACGCACCCAGGCUGGUCCCCCCUGAAAACCUUGGCGGGCCACGAGGGCAAAGUCAUGGGCUUGGAUAUCUCCCUGGACGGGCAGCUGAUCGCAACGUGCUCUUACGACAGGACCUUCAAGCUUUGGAUGGCGGAGUAGGUGGGGCGCUUCCUCCCAGACUGGCCCUUCCCAGCUCCUGUAGCUAAGGAAGACAGCCUGGUGUCAACCCCCUGGGGUUCACCAGGGGGCAGCGGUGCCCAAACGUAUUGGCCUCUCUAUGCAUCCUGGUCAGGCCAAGCUGUGUUUGUGAAAGCGUUCCCCUGAGGGUUUUGUUUUAUUGCUGUACUCUCUUCCCUUCCCUGUGGACUGGGCUUGGAUCCCUUUGGCUCCAGGCUACCUCAACUGAGGGGAAAGCCUUCUCGGAAGGCUUGCCUGUAUGGCAGAGACUGGGGUUCCUUGGCUUGCAUUGAUCUGACCGUUGGGAGCCCUGACGGUGCCAAGAGAGAGCUGGCAGGGUGGGUUGCUCUUGUCAUUGUGGGGAUCAAGGCCCCUUCUCACAUGGACCAAGACCUUUUUUCAAACACGCACCCGCACGUACAACAACAGCAUUAAAGCGGAGUUGCUGCUUGAA